CACAAUUAAAACAACAACUCGGACAUCAAUUAACAUUAAUGUGUUGUCGAGAUUUACUUCCUUUUUCAAUUGUGGAAAAUGAAGGUGUGUGUUUUUAGCAAUUAAAUAUUACCUAUUAAGUCUACUUAUGGUUAAGUUUUCAAGAUUUUUUAAUUUGUAAUAAAGUUGUUAAUUCAAAAGAAGAUAUUCCUUCCCGAACUAUGUUAUCACCCAUUAACCUUAACAAAAUAUACGAUGUAUGUGUUGACAAAACAAAUGAACAGUUAAAAACAGCUUCGCCAUUUCCAACAGUAACAUGUGAUAUUUGAUGUGACAAAUAUAAACAUCGUUCUUACAUUUGUUUCACCAUACAUUAUCUUGAUUCAAAUUUAUAUUUACAUAAAUACAGUUUAAAAAUAGAACCAUUUGAUGGAACACACACUGGAGAAGCUAUAAAAGAUCUAUUUUCUAUUGUUAUGAAUGAGUUUCAUUUAAAUUCAAUUGAUAUAAUUGUAGUGAGUAAAACAUACAUAGAUUUUUUUAAAAUUAUUUUAUAUCUUUCGACUUUUUGAUAGGUUUCUGAUAAAGGUUCAAAUAUGCGUAAAGCAUGGAAACUGUUGAAGGUGAUCCACAUGUAUUGUAUUGCACAUGGAAUUCAUAAUUUGCUAAUGGUCGAUUGUUUUCCUAAAUUAACUGGUGUUCCAGAUUUAUUGAAUAAAGUCCAGACGAUAAUUAGUAAACUUCGUUAUCGUCAACAUGAACUUGAAGAAGAAUUUAUUCGAUUAAAUGAUCAAACAAAAAAUGAUUUAUUACAAGAAAUUGAAUCGAUACUACACAUAAUCGGAAUAGAAUCUUCAGUAAUUGAAGAAUUGAAACUUUUACUAACUCAGAAUCUAGAUAAACGAUUUCCAAUAACACCAAUUAAUACAUGUGCUUUUCUUCUUGAUCCAUCACAAUUGAAAAUCGAUAUUAAUCGUUAUUUAAUUCAAACAAAUACAACACAAACAACCUCAUCAUCAUUAACAUCUUCGUCUGCAACUUCAUCAAGUACAUCUCCUAGUAUAAAACGUAAUCUAUCAGUUGUAUAUACAGGUGAAUCUACACAAAAUAUGAAAAAGCAAGUCUUUUCAACAACAGGUUUAAUUCUAAAUGCUAAAAGAACGAUGUUAGCACCGGAAAAUGUUGGUAAAAUACAAAUGAUUCAUGAUAAUUAUGAUUUACUUAAAAAAGUUUAA
Molecule: messenger RNA, 1214 nt
Organism: Didymodactylos carnosus
Lineage: Eukaryota; Metazoa; Rotifera; Eurotatoria; Philodinida; Philodinidae
Source: the annotation of a GenBank genome assembly